Messenger RNA from Cladocopium goreaui, 417 nucleotides. The record is from the annotation of a GenBank genome assembly. NCBI's taxonomy places the organism in Eukaryota, Dinophyceae, Suessiales, Symbiodiniaceae.
AUGGGUAGCUACAUCAUUGGAGACCGUCAGGUGGUCUAUGCCCAGAGGUUCUGCGAUCAUGUGGGAUGUUACACCCCACAUGUGGGAACCUUCCGCGCUGGUAAAGGUUUCAUCCGCAAGAGCUCCAUCUAUCCCCUGGGCCGCUGCAAGGCGGGACACCUCUCGGUGCCCUGCCCGCGGAAGCCGCUGGACGUGCUGCGUGUGGUGAUGCCCGGCGCGAACUUCACCGAGCACUGCCUGGCGCUGCCGGACGUGGCGCAGCGACAGCUGAGGGGAUACACCGAUGAUGAGCAAUGGAUCGGGCAAUCCUUGCAGCCGGAGGAUGUGGAGGUCUUGCAGCAGCGGGCUGCAGAGCUGGACGCGCAGGGCUAUAUGUCCAUGGCGCCAUAUUUCAGCAGCUGCCGCAUGCCCCACUGA